This is a messenger RNA of Ziziphus jujuba (common jujube), 1734 nucleotides long. RefSeq names its product polygalacturonase QRT3-like. Lineage: Eukaryota; Viridiplantae; Streptophyta; Magnoliopsida; Rosales; Rhamnaceae. Gene Ontology annotation, molecular function: polygalacturonase activity. The record is from RefSeq and is a predicted model, not a curated record. The transcript is spliced from 3 exons. The coding region runs from base 218 to 1654 and encodes 478 amino acids.
UAAAUAUCUACUAUGUAUAUAUAUAUUUAAAGCAGCUAUAGUAGUGGUCCUUGUUAGCAUUCUGAAAGUAACAAGCAUGGAAGCAAGCAAGAAAGCUGAGAUGAUCAUAUGGAAGCUGAUUCUCGUGGCAUUGGCUACCUUCAACUAAAUCAGCGUCCCAGUUAUUGGAGAUGGUUCUCCAGUUGGUCACUUUGCUAGGGGUAGUCACCAUGAAAACAUGCGCAAAAUGGAAGCCUUCAAGGCCUCUCUCAUCCGUGGUCGCCGUGACUUUGUGGUGUCUUCGAGUUCUGCUCCUCCUCAGCCCCCCAAGGGGACGGGCAAUGGUGCAGGACGUGUGUACUACAUGUCAGAUUUCGGUGGUGAUCCGACCGGGCAAAAAGACAGCACAGAGCAUAUUCAGUCGCUAUUAGAUGCGGCUGCAGCACAAGCGCCAAGCGCUCAAUCAGUAUUAUCGUCUGCAGGAAGUGGACCGAGCGAAGGGAGCUUGACGGCUGGAGUCCCCAAUAAAGCUGGGACGGCUGAUCUUCAAGGUGGUACUUAUAAGGUCAGCAAACCUGUCCAAGUGCCGCCUGGAGGAAACAUCGUGAUUAAAGAUGGAACAAUCCAAGCCUCAGAUGAUUCUCCUGAAGGCGGCCCCGCGAUCGAUGCAUCGCCUAAACAAGCACCGCCAGCAGAAAAUACAGAGAGCUUCGUGGAUGAUAUCAAACCCGCACAGCUUUCUCCCGAUCCAUCAUCCUUCAGCUUCGAAUACAUCACCUUCCAAAACAUCAUGAUCGACUCUAACCACCGGGGUGCAGGCAUUUCUCUUUCAAACGCCCUUAGAACCAGCAUCGAAAAUGUCUACGUUUCCCAUUUCAGUACUACCGCCAUCAAUGUCCAACCCUCCAGCUCUGAAACCUACAUCACCAACUCAUUCCUCGGCCAGCAUCCCACCGCCGGACGUGAUCCUCACGAGAGGAACUUCACCGGUACAGCCAUCAACCUCUCCGGCACCAACAAUGCUCUCACCGACGUUGUCCUAUUCUCUUCUGCAGUUGGGGUAGAUGUAUCAGGCCACGGUAACACUCUCUCUGGGGUACAUUGCUACAACAAGGCCACUAGGUUUGGGGCCACCGGGAUUUAUUUGAGAAAGUUGGGUCAGGAUGUGGGUCGAAAUCGGAUCAUAAAUUGUUAUUUGGACUAUUCGAGGAUCGUUGCUGAAGACCCUCUCCAGCUUCACAUUUCCAACAGUUUCUUCCGUGGUGAUGCUUUUGUGGCCCUUAAGUCCAUCAAAGGUGUGGUUAGCGGGGUGAACAUUGUUGACAAUACCUUCAGUGGAUCCAACAAAGGAACUGGGAUUGUCCAGUUGCAGCAAUCAAAUGGACCUUUCAACAAAAUUAACCAAGUUGUUGUGGAUAGGAACAGCGUUACGGGAAUGAGCAUGAAGGCCACUGUUGCCAACGGGGCUGUUCGAGGCAACGGCACCUCUUUUACGCUUGAUUUCAAUCCCGUUCUUCUCUUCCCAAAUCGCAUUACGCACGCCCAAUACUCCUUGAUUGCCACCAAUGGGGCUUUCCCUAAUCAUGUUCUUCGCAGUGUGUCCAACAACCGUGUCGUGGUGGCUACCAACGUGCCCGUUUCCGCCACCGUGUUUGCCACCGUGGACCAAAACUAAACUAAACUAGCUUUUUGUGUUUUGGACCCUCCUAAUAUAUAAAUUAAAUAAAUUUGGUUUUCCCUUCAAAGCCUUAAGUU